Molecule: messenger RNA, 1230 nt
Organism: Thermothelomyces thermophilus ATCC 42464
Lineage: Eukaryota; Fungi; Ascomycota; Sordariomycetes; Sordariales; Chaetomiaceae
Exons: 2
Coding region: 96-1148 (350 amino acids)
Biological process (GO): mRNA processing
Cellular component (GO): mitochondrion
Source: RefSeq, a predicted model, not a curated record
GACGCUGCGAGAUUUUUCUCGACGAGACAGCCCGUGCAUAGUCAAUCGAAUAAUAAAUACCGUGCAGUUCCCGCCCGGAGGCGGCACUCAUCGCCAUGCUGCCCUCAUCCGUACGACGAGUCGUCGCCGCGGCGCCUCAGUCGCCCGCCGUUUCCUCCCUGACUUCGGUCGUCCCGCGAGCCGCCGCCGCAUACAGCCUGCCGUACCGGCCGACCGGUCUGCACCAGCGCCGCUACUCUUCGUCAAAACCGUCGAGCCCGGACGACGGCUCCAGAGAUUUUGCCGCUCGCUCGGUGCCCGCCUCACGAGGUUCCAAGUCGGAAAAGACAAAAGGGCAAGCAAAGGCCCCCAUUCCGCAGCCGCCAAGCGUCCCCAGUACUAGGCAUAUCGGGGAUGAAGGCCUCGCCCUCUCGACCUUCUUCGCCCUCCACCGACCCAUCUCGGUAACCCAGCUCAUGCCCAAGUCCGUGUCCGACGACACCUUUGCCCAGAUCUUCGCCACGCGGACCCGGAGCAACAAGGUGGCCGACGUGCUAUCGACGCUAUCACAGACGGUAUCUGACCUAGAGGAACCCCUGUCGAGAAUGAGCAUUGCCAACGGAGAUCAGCAGCGAUCGCACGACGCCCAGGACGCCGAGGAGGGGACGGCCAAGCUCAGCCUGAGGCACUCGGACGGGUCCGAGACCAACCUCCACAUCCAGCUCAACCCCCUGGCAGGCCAGUACCUGCCGUACGCCCCGCCGCCGCCCCCCGAGCCGCUCACCGAGGCGGCCGAGGCGGAUGCCGAGUCGGCGGCCGACAGCGCCGUCGCCGAUGAACUCGCGGAGCAGCAGCAGCCCGAGACGCAGACGCGCGUGUACAAGGCCGUGGUGACGAUCGAGGAGACGGUCGACGCCGACGGGCAGGUCAAGGUGGUGGCGCACAGCCCGGAGCUGAUCGAGGAGGACGCCAUCGUCGGGCGGCCGCGCUCGUUCCUGGAGCGCAUGGCCUGGCGCCAGCUGCGGUACGACGAGGCGCGCCGGCAGCAGGACCGCGCCAUGCAGGCCAUCAGCGUGAAGCGGCAGCGCAAGUUGAAGAUGAAGAAGAAGAAGUACAAGAAGCUGAUGAGGAAGACGCGGAACAUCCGCCGCAAGCUGGAUCGGUUGUAAGAGGGGGGCCACGGCGCCUCCCCUGUGUGUAAAUAUCCCUCUCGCCUUUUUCUUUUUCUUUUCUUUUUCCCUAUCUUGAUUA